UGUGUUUAUCCUAAAUCCCUCACCACUUUGAGAAAAGUUUUUAUGCACUAAAAUUAAAAGAGAGUAAUGUUUAAUACCCUUCAAAUCAUAAAACAUCCAACUAACUAAUGAUUGCCAGUUCACUCAAUAAUAAGAUCGAAGAUUUAUUAUCACAUUUAUAUGAUCAAGUAGCUUGGCAUCACUUGUGUUUUUAAUAUUCGAAGACUAUUUUACUCUUGUUGCAUUUUAUUUCCUCUUCUUUAAUCGUAAUUUUAAAAUAUGUUUAAAUUUUAUUAUUACAAUGAACAUGCAUACAAUUUUAAGUUUGUCGCGCCACUCGGACUUCAUUUAUAUUUUUUAUUUUGAUGUGUAAUUGUUUGUGAAGCUUUUUUAUUUACUAACAGUGGCGUAGCUAGGGGAGGGCGGCAGGUGCCCGUAUAAUUUGGCCCGCUUUUCGAAGGGGUACUCGUCGCUAGAGGUGUCAAACUAUCAAUGGGACUAUCGAUAGUAUUUUUUUUGACUAUCAAUGAGUAUUGAUAGUUUUUUUCAAACAGAUCAAAACUAUCGAUUGUGUGACUAUCGAUAGUUUGACAUCUCGCUCAUUACUACUCUGCAUUUUAAAAUAACGACAUCGAGUUAGUUUGCUAUUUUUCGUAUUUAGAAAAAAUAAAUUUGACUACAAUAUUAGUAGUUUAUUACAACUAAAAUACUAAGCUGUAGAUUUAAAUGACGGUUCCUUCCAAAAUGGAAAUCGGGGACAGCAAUUCAUCAGGUGGUCAUAUUUCUAAAAAAUAAUUUCUCAUACUACGCGCCUUUUCGUACGCAGAUGCGCCAGCGAACAAAAAACAAAAAAAAUCGUAUGUUUGGAAGCAUUUCCAACUAAAUGCUGACAAAAAAUUUGCAAAAUGCAUUAAGUGCCAAAAAUUAUAUAAAACUAGUGGAAAUACUUCCAACUUAAUGGACCACCUUAAGCGUGCUCAUCCAUUGCACGCCGAGCAGGCGAAGCCCGGCAGCACAAUGAACCAUUUUUUUAGAAAAGAUGAUAUCUGCGGCAAUAAUUCUACGCGGAAAGCAGACAUUGAUUAUCGUUGGCAAUAAUGGUUGCUAUGGAUGUACAACCAUUUCGCAUUGUCGAAGAUCAAUUUUAGAUUUAGAGAGCUCGUUCGGUGUCUAGAUCCUCGAUAUGAACUACCAUCUCGAAAUACCAUUCUGAAUGUUCAUAUACAAAAGCUUUAUGAAAAUGGUAAAACUAAAUUACAAAGCUCGCUAAUGAACUCAACCAUUCAGCUGCAAACAUUUCAGUAUCGUUGCGUGAGUGCCUGGAAAAUGGAAUAUAUUCCAAAAAGUCAACUGCGUGGUUACAGACAACGCUGCAUCAAUGAUUAAAGCCUGUGAACUGCUUCAGAAGAGGCAUCUGCCGUGCUUUGCUCAUUACAUCAAUCUUGUAGUACAAGACCUUUUGUCUACUGAAAAAGUAAAAGCAUUAUUGUCGAAUUGCAAACGCAUUGUAGCACAUUUCAAAAGCAGCACUAUUGCAUAUGCAAAAUUAAAGAAAGAACAGGGUAGCGAAAAACAGUAUAGCCUGAUUCAAGAAGUUAAAAGAUGGAAUAGCGCGUUUGCUGUGGUUCAGCGAAUUUUACUUAUUAAGGAUGCCAUCUUUGCAGUGCUUUUAAGAAAACCAAAAUCGCCACCAGUUCUAACAGCAGAGGAAAUAGAGCAACUUCAAGACAUAUGUUUAUUGCUGGAACCAUUCAACACAUAUACAAGCAUUUUAUCGGGUAAUAAAUAUGUGACGAUUUCGCAUAUAAUUCCCAUUGCAUGGGGUUUGCACUCAACGUUAAUGAAGCUUCAAUCAAAAUUGAAAACUUUUGUUGGAUCGGAAGCACAGUUGUACUUAUGCGACAAAAUUAAACAGAGGCUGUUUCCAUAUGAAUCCAGAAGUGCUACUAGAUUAGCCACCUUGCUAGAUCCGAGAUUUAAAAAAGAAGGUUUUCAGUCAGGUCAAAAUGCGGCCCAAGCGUCUAUGUUGCUGGAAAACGAAUUGGUUGUAAUCAACAGAAUUGCAGCAUUGUCAUCGAAUGACAACAGGGAGGAACCGUCUGCAUCAAAAAGCGUUAAAAUUCCACAGAUUUAUGAGUUUUUGACAGAGAAGCUAUCCAGCAAAGUCAAAUCCAACAGAGCGGAUGCUAUCAUCACACUACGCGAAUACACUGAAAAACCCAAUGAGCUGCUAGAUGUAGACCCAUUGGAAUACUGGAAGGUAGCAAUGACAUUUUGUGUAACGCUUAUAUAAACAAACAUUUAUCUCAAUUUCAGGCUAGAUCGACUGAAAUGAAGUCAAUGCAAAUCAUGGCAUGCAAAUAUUUGUGCAUUCCGGCAACUUCAACGGAGUCUGAGCGUAUGUUCAGCAAAGCUGGAGAAUUAGUUUCAGGCAGACGAACAAGACUGAAGGAA
Molecule: messenger RNA, 2433 nt
Organism: Zeugodacus cucurbitae (melon fly)
Lineage: Eukaryota; Metazoa; Arthropoda; Insecta; Diptera; Tephritidae
Product: E3 SUMO-protein ligase ZBED1-like
Source: RefSeq, a predicted model, not a curated record